AUGGAUUACACGGGAUCACCAGAGCAUCCGGCCAAGAGAAGACGCUUCUUCGCCUCCGACGACGAUGCCCUGAGCCACCACUCCAGCCCAGCGCUCCCGACCCCGCCAGCGCAACCGAGGCAGCGCUUCUUCCAAGAUGCCGACGACGAGACCACGCAAAUCAAAAGCGAAGAUGCCGAAGCUCCCUCCUCGCCUCUGAGGAAUCGGGGACCGCUGGUCGAGCAGCCUAUCGAAGAUGCAUCCAAUCGCUCUGCCCCUCCUUCGGACCUUCGACGCGAAGAAGCCGCAAUGACCUUCGACCAAGAGACCUUCGAGAGCUUCGUUGGCGACAAAGUUGCGGCGGACACGCUAGAUGUUAUCCGAGAGAACUGUGGAAACAAUCUCGAACGAGCGGUCAACAUGUACUUCGAUGGCACAUGGAAGAAGUUGAAGAAGAAGUCGCCCACGGUCAACGCUUUCGCCCGUCCCUCACCCGCCACUGCCUCAGCUUCGAUUGCUCAAGACGUCCCGAUGGAAGACCCUCCGAAGCCGACCAUUCGCCGUUCGAUGCCCGAGUCUCGAUACAUUGGCUCCCUUGGUGUCGAAGGUUGGGCUACACGCAGUGGCGCCAACUUGCUGAAGCAUGGCGACGUCGUCAACAUUGACAGACAAAAGAUACAACCGCCCAAGGCGACACGGGUUACAAAAUUCGGUGUUACAACCGUUGCUUCCUCGCGUUCUGCCGCGGCGAGACGAGUGGAUGUGAUGGUGCGCUUCACAAACAGCAGCGGGUCCGAGAUUGGGAGACUGGCCAAGGACACUGCUGAAUGGGUGUCGACGUUGAUGGACCAGAAGAUAUGCCGCUUCGAGGGCACUUGCGUAUACGCUCCGGAACGGCUAAGGACAAACGAUACGAUCUUCAUACAACUCAAGUGCUAUCUCCUGGCUUCUGCGUUCCACAGCCCUGGGUUCAACAUCGAGGAGAACAGGGCGGCGAGCUUUUUCGAAGAGAAGGAGUCCACCGAGGAGAAGGAGCUUCGAUUGAAACAGGUCGCUCUGGUGAAGCUUUUGCACGACAUCAACCUCGAGCCUACACGAGCCAACUCCGCGGCAUCCAAAAAUCAGAGACAAGGGUUGCUGCAGGCGGCGGAGAUGGACGAGAAGAAGGAGAAGGAAUCCUCAAAGUCUGGCGCUAAGGAGCCGGGAUCUUCCCCUUCUUCUGACGACCAAGAAGAUGGCCAGGAGCUUGAGCAGGAUCAGCUUGAUGCGCUCUACCGGAAGGCCCAAUCGUUCGACUUCAACACCCCGGAGGCCGAGCCCGCAGAUACCUUUUCUAUGGAUCUUCGUCCAUAUCAGAAGCAAGCUUUGUAUUGGAUGAUGACCAAAGAAAAAGACCAAAAGAACAACAGGGAACCCAGCAUGCAUCCCCUGUGGGAGGAGUACGUUUGGCCGCUGAAGGACACGGACGAUAAAGAGCUCCCUCAGGUCGAGGGCCAAGAGCACUUCUACGUCAACCCCUACUCAGGCGAUCUUUCGCUGGACUUUCCCGUUCAGGAACAGAACUGCUUGGGUGGUAUCCUCGCAGAUGAGAUGGGUCUCGGCAAGACCAUUCAGAUGCUCAGUCUGGUUCACUCGCAUCGCUCUGACGUCGCACAACGAGCCAAGUUGGAAGGUGGCGCACCGGCGACUGUCAACGAACUUCCCAGGCUGUCUGGAAAAUCAAACAAUGUCCUGCCCGCGCCAUGUACGACGCUCGUCGUUGCUCCCAUGUCGCUACUGGCGCAGUGGCAUAGUGAAGCGGAGAAGGCUUCGAAGGAGGGUACACUCAAGGCGAUGGUUUACUAUGGUAAUGAGAAGGCCAGCAACCUCCAGGCAAUGUGCUGUGAGGCCAGUGCUGCUUCUGCACCCGACGUGAUCAUCACAAGUUACGGAGUGGUCUUGUCGGAGUUCAACCAAGUUGCGGCCAAGAAAGGAGACAAGUCUGCCCAUACAGGUCUCUUCUCGCUCAACUUCUUCCGUGUUAUUCUCGACGAGGGACACUUCAUCAAGAACAGACAGUCCAAGACCGCGAAGGCUUGCUACGAGAUUACUGCGGAGCACCGUUGGGUUUUGACAGGAACGCCGAUCGUCAACAAGCUGGAGGACCUUUUCAGUUUGGUCCGCUUCCUCCGAGUCGAGCCUUGGAACAACUUUUCGUUCUGGAAGACUUUUAUCACUGUUCCCUUCGAGUCAAAAGAUUUUAUGCGGGCACUUGAUGUCGUGCAGACCGUGCUAGAGCCCCUGGUGAUCAGGCGUACGAAGGAGAUGAAAACACCAAAUGGCGAACCACUCGUUCCCCUUCCACCGAAGCACAUCGAGAUUGUCGACGUGGAACUGGGAGAAACGGAACGCGAGAUAUACGACUACAUCUUUACGCGAGCGAGGCAAUCCUUCCGAGAGAACGUCGAGGCUGGCACCGUCAUGAAGGCCUACACCAGCAUAUUUGCCAACAUAUUGCGACUUCGUCAAUCUUGCUGUCACCCUGUUCUGGUGAAGAACAAGGAGUUGGUUGCAGACGAGGCGGAAGCAGGUGCAGCAGCAGACAUUGCAGCAGGUCUUGCAGACGACAUGGACCUGGGUUCGCUCAUCGAACAUUUCUCAGCUGCUGUGUCUGAAUCAGAGUCGAACAACAACGCAUUCGGCGCACACAUUCUCGGUCAGAUUCGCGACGAAGCCACGAACGAGUGUCCCAUUUGCGCGGAAGAGCCCAUGAUCGAGCAGACGGUCACUGGGUGCUGGCACUCAGCCUGCAAGAAGUGCCUGCUGGACUACAUGAAGCACCAGACGGAUCGGCACAAAGUCCCGACAUGCCCGAACUGCCGCGCGGAGAUCAACUAUCGCGACCUCUUUGAAGUUAUUCGCCACGAAGACGACCCAGACCCGUUCCAGAAAACGAAGAUCAGUCUGCAGCGCCUGGGCGUGAACAACUCUUCCUCCAAGGUUGUUGCCUUGAUCAAGGCGCUGCGGGAACUGAGGAAAGAGAAGCCGCGCGUAAAGUCGGUGGUGUUCAGCCAGUUCACGUCGUUCCUGACGCUAAUCGAGCCGGCGCUGACGCGGGCCAACAUCAAGUUCCUGCGUCUCGACGGUAGCAUGGCGCAGAAGGCCCGCGCCGCUGUUCUGGCAGAGUUCCAGGACUCCAAGACUUUUACGGUGCUGCUGAUCAGUCUCCGCGCCGGUGGCGUGGGGUUGAACCUGACGUCGGCGAAGAGGGUGUUCAUGAUGGACCCGUGGUGGAGUUUCGCCGUCGAGGCGCAGGCCAUCGAUCGCGUGCAUCGCAUGGGGCAAGACGAAGAGGUAAAGGUUUAUCGGUUUAUCGUCAAGGAGAGCGUGGAGGAGAGGAUGUUGAAGGUUCAGGAGCGGAAGAAGUUCAUUGCGACUUCCCUUGGCAUGAUGAGUGACGAAGAGAAGAAGCUCCAGAGGAUCGAGGACAUCAAGGAGCUCCUCAGCUAA
This is a messenger RNA of Colletotrichum karsti, 3468 nucleotides long. RefSeq lists its product as uncharacterized. The record is from RefSeq and is a predicted model, not a curated record. Gene Ontology annotation, molecular function: hydrolase activity, acting on acid anhydrides, in phosphorus-containing anhydrides; ATP-dependent chromatin remodeler activity; nucleic acid binding. Lineage: Eukaryota; Fungi; Ascomycota; Sordariomycetes; Glomerellales; Glomerellaceae. The coding region runs from base 1 to 3468 and encodes 1155 amino acids. The transcript is spliced from 2 exons.